UACAACAUUUCUCCGAGCUAUGUGACCCUCAAACCAGUAAAUAAAUAAUGUGACCUGCCCAAUGCCCGCUUCAGUUUUAUCAAUUCGUACAUAAACAACAGUAGGCUAAUUGUAAACUUAAAAACUUGUUUAGUGACCAGAAAAAGUUAUGAGACAAAGUGUAUGCGUCAUCUUUGCUGUAUAGUAGUAUAUUAUAGAUUGUUAAAUAAAUGUUCGGCGGUAAUUUGGCUGUACAGUGUAUACCUUUGCGUUUUUCCUACGGGAAAGAGUAGAAAAUAAAUUCAUCUUCCACUUUGACAGUCCAGCAAAUUAUUUAUUUAGUCUGUUCAGUAAAUAUUUGUGUUCGGGAAAUUUUGAAAUUCAAUGUUGAUUUCGAUUUAUUUUAAUUAAAAGAUAUGGAAGAAAAACAAACUUGUGCAAUAAUCUUAAAUGAGAACGCAUUUUGGGAGUCUCUUAAUGUGUUAAUUAAAAAACCACAUGUAGUAAAUAAAAGGAUAUGGGGUUGUACGGUUUUAGGCAAACGCAGUUUUAAAUUAUUACCAAGCAAUUUCAAACUAAUAUUGGACCAUAUGAAAUUAAAAAGUGAUAAGAAUCCGGAACGAACCUUUAAGCAACUCAUAGAAGAUUUAACUGUGCCAACAGCUGAGACAAAUAUAACCGAAGUUGAAAUUAUAUUUGUAGAACUACUUCCUAAGAACUAUAGUGAAAUACAUGCUUUUCAAUUAAUUUGCUUGGAAAAGACCGAAUCAAAAGUGAUGUUUUUUGAUGUGACGCCCCUGGAGAAAGAACAGAACUUGUGUCCGAAAUUUUCAUAUAGCUUCAAUUUUGAAUAUAAUAAAAUAAUUUUGGAUACACCAUCCGAUGUUUCUGAAAAAUCAAAACAGUGGCUCAAGGAUACUGUUUUGCCUCAAGUUGUCAAGUGGAGUAAAGAGUUUUUGGGUAGUGAAGCCAAUAAAGUUUGUAAUGAAUCAUUGGCUCUGGUAUUGCAAGAUAAAUACUAUGAAAAAUAUAACCAACUUAAAAUAAAAUAUGGCAAGAAAAUGGUUAAGAUAUGGCCUGAAUGCACAGACCCAACAAAAUUUGUUUAUGAAGAUAUAGCCAUUUCCACAUAUCUACUCCUUCUAUGGGAGGAAGAAAGGACUCCUCAAACUUUUGUUGAUGUUGGAUGUGGUAAUGGUUUACUUGUUUAUAUCCUGACUAUGGAGGGGCAUGAUGGAAUAGGUGUUGAUGUAAGGAAAAGGAAAAUAUGGGAUUUAUAUCCUGAUAAUAUUAAAUUGAAGGAAAUGACAAUAACACCUACAAAUUACCACACAAUAUCACAUGGGAAUUGGAUUAUAGGCAAUCACUCUGAUGAGCUCACUGCUUGGAUACCUGUGAUAGCUGCAAGGAGUUCAUAUAAAUGUAACUUUUUCCUACUGCCAUGUUGUGCUUACAAUUUGGAUGGUACUAAAUAUCAGAGACAUAACUCCGCAAAAAGUCAGUACUCAGAAUAUUUAGAGUAUAUUCAGAAGUUAUGUCAAGAAUUUGGGUUUGAAACCAAAAUUGAUAGACUCAAAAUUCCUAGUACAAAAAGGAUAUGCCUUAUUUCCCAAAACAGAAUGUAUGUUGAAGAGGAAUAUCAGAAAUACUUUAAUAUUAUUCAGGAAAUUGUUAAUGAGCAGAUAGGGUUAAGUAAUAAUGAACUAAAGUAUUUCAAAACUAGAGAGUCAGUUGAAAAAGUAAAAAACUGUACUCAAAUAGAUAAAGGUGUUACUGACCAUAUAAUUAAAUGUAUUACAAGUUAUUUGCUGCAAGGAUGCAACUUAGAGGAUGAUUGGUCAUGUGGAAAAAAAGUUCAGAUGAACGAACUAGUGGAAUUGAUACCAUCUGAUAUGUUAAAAGCACUAAAGUCAGAAUGUGGUGGCUUACAAACUCUUCUAAGAAAUAACCAUCACAUUUUUGAUGUUCAAAAGGGAUGUGUGCAAUUGAGAUUUCCAAGGACAAUGGAUGAGGUGAAAAAAAAAAUUAAGAGUAACAGAAAUAGUGAUGUGAAAAUGCAGGAAAAAAAAUGUUGGUUCUUCAUAAACCACCCACAAGGAUGCCCUUUAGACAGGUCUGUGUGUAGUUUCCUACAUUAAAAAUAUUGACAUUGUAAAUAUAAGAGAUUAUAUAAUUGGAUUAUGUGAAAUUUAGAAAGAACUUUUAUUAAUGGAUUGUAAAAAUUUUAAAGGAAUUUUAUAUAAAUAAAA
Molecule: messenger RNA, 2228 nt
Organism: Pararge aegeria (speckled wood butterfly)
Lineage: Eukaryota; Metazoa; Arthropoda; Insecta; Lepidoptera; Nymphalidae
Product: probable tRNA (uracil-O(2)-)-methyltransferase
Exons: 4
Coding region: 396-2117 (573 amino acids)
Biological process (GO): tRNA methylation
Molecular function (GO): tRNA (uridine) methyltransferase activity
Source: RefSeq, a predicted model, not a curated record